Molecule: messenger RNA, 1634 nt
Organism: Tupaia belangeri chinensis (Chinese tree shrew)
Lineage: Eukaryota; Metazoa; Chordata; Mammalia; Scandentia; Tupaiidae
Gene: BPNT1
Product: 3'(2'), 5'-bisphosphate nucleotidase 1
Exons: 10
Coding region: 179-1150 (323 amino acids)
Biological process (GO): phosphatidylinositol phosphate biosynthetic process
Molecular function (GO): 3'(2'),5'-bisphosphate nucleotidase activity
Source: RefSeq, a predicted model, not a curated record
AUGCCCAGUAGCUGAGGGAGGGCUGCCCACGGUCCCCAGACCGCGGAUCCACUGGGCGAAAGCGGAGUACUGGACGCAGCGGAGCAGCUGUGCUGGCUGACGGUUUUUGUGGUUGCUCCUGCGGUGUUUUUUAUCUACUGUUCUUCCAGGUUUACCACCCUUCCUUUAAAGGCUUGUCAUGGCUUCCAGUCACAGUGUGUUGAUGCGGCUGGUCGCUUCAGCAUAUUCUAUUGCUCAGAAGGCAGGAAUGAUAGUCAGACGUGUUAUUGCUGAAGGAGACCUGGGUAUCGUGGAGAAGACCAGUGCAACAGACCUGCAGACCAAAGCCGACAGACUGGUACAGAUGAGCAUAUGCUCCUCACUGGCCCGGAAAUUCCCCAAACUAACAAUCAUAGGAGAAGAGGACCUGCCUACUGAGGAAGUGGAUCAAGAGCUGAUUGAAGACGGGCAGUGGGAGGAAAUACUGAAGCAGCCGUGCCCAUCACAGUACAGCACUAUUAAAGAGGAAGACCUUGUGGUAUGGGUUGAUCCUCUGGAUGGUACCAAGGAAUAUACUGAAGGUCUUCUUGACAAUGUCACAGUUCUUAUUGGAAUUGCUUAUGAAGGAAAAGCCAUAGCAGGAAUUAUUAACCAGCCAUAUUACAACUACCAGAACAAUGAAAAGCAGAAGUUAAGGGAACACAGGAAUGAAGCAAAGGCAGGACCAGAUGCCGUGUUGGGGAGGACAAUCUGGGGAGUUUUAGGUUUAGGUGCCUUUGGGUUUCAGCUGAAGGAAGUCCCUGCUGGGAAACAUAUUGUCACAACUACCAGAUCUCAUAGCAACAAGUUGGUUACGGACUGUGUUACUGCUAUGAACCCCGACGAUGUACUGCGAGUGGGAGGAGCAGGAAACAAGAUUAUUCAGCUGAUUGAAGGCAAAGCCUCUGCUUACGUAUUUGCGAGUCCUGGAUGUAAAAAGUGGGAUACUUGCGCUCCAGAAGUUAUUUUACAUGCUGUGGGAGGGAAAUUAACUGAUAUCCAUGGAAAUGCCCUUCAGUACAACAAGGAAGUAAAGCACAUGAACUCUGCAGGAGUCCUGGCCACACUGAGAAAUUACGACUACUAUGCAAGCCGAGUUCCAGAAUCUGUUAAAAACGCACUUGUCCCUUAAAGUUUCAUUUACAUGGUUAGAAGAAGGACUUGGUUUUCAAAGUAAUACAUUUCAAAGCGAAUUGGAUAGAAUUAGAACUCUGCCUUUAUUCCUUGUUGAUCAAUGAUUCCUAUUUACUUAGAAGUAGAAAGUAGAAUUUAAAAUUUUAAAUCAAUUAAUCAGUAAACCAGACCAAUUAUGAUGUGGAGAAUUUAUAAACUCAGUAUGUUAUAUUUCUUUUCCUCUUUUUAUGUGGAGAAAUGAAAAAGGUUUAGUUCAAACUGGCUAGCCAGGUCAAUUGUUUAAUCAACAUUCCCAUCCUGUAAACCAGAUUUCUUUUGGUCACAGAACCAUAAGUUGAUCUUGGGAUCUCAUGCUUGUUUUUCAUGGCAAGUUUUUGAAGUGUUCCUACUUAAGUUAUGAAUAUAUAUAAUGUUAUGUGUGCUGAUGAAACAGAUUUAUGUAGAAAUUUCUUUAAAAUAAAUUAUUUAGUUCUAAUCCUUUA